Pongo pygmaeus (Bornean orangutan) is the source of this 4552-nucleotide messenger RNA. It is a transcript of the gene SRD5A2, whose product is annotated as steroid 5 alpha-reductase 2. Gene Ontology annotation, cellular component: membrane. Gene Ontology annotation, molecular function: 3-oxo-5-alpha-steroid 4-dehydrogenase activity. The record is from RefSeq and is a predicted model, not a curated record. Gene Ontology annotation, biological process: steroid biosynthetic process. The coding region runs from base 39 to 803 and encodes 254 amino acids. Lineage: Eukaryota; Metazoa; Chordata; Mammalia; Primates; Hominidae. The transcript has 5 exons.
CUGCGAGGGCAGCGGCCACCGGCGAGGAACACGGCGCGAUGCAGGUUCAGUGCCAGCAGAGCCCAGUGCUGGCAGGCAGCGCCACUUUGGUCGCCCUUGGGGCACUGGCCUUGUACGUCGCGAAGCCCUCCGGCUACGGGAAGCACACGGAGAGCCUGAUGCCGGCGGCUACCCGCCUGCCAGCCCGCGCCGCCUGGUUCCUGCAGGAGCUGCCCUCCUUCGCGGUGCCCGCGGGGAUCCUCGCCCGGCAGCCCCUCUCCCUCUUCGGGCCACCUGGGACGGUGCUUCUGGGCCUCUUCUGCGUACAUUACUUCCACAGGACAUUUGUGUACUCACUGCUCAAUCGAGGGAGGCCUUAUCCAGCUAUACUCAUUCUCAGAGGCAUUGCCUUCUGCACUGGAAAUGGAGUCCUUCAAGGCUACUAUCUGAUUUAUUGUGCUGAAUACCCUGAUGGGUGGUACACAGACAUACGGUUUAGCUUGGGUGUCUUCUUAUUUAUUUUGGGAAUGGGAAUCAACAUUCAUAGUGACUAUAUAUUGCGCCAGCUCAGGAAGCCUGGAGAAAUCAGCUACAGGAUUCCACAAGGUGGCUUGUUUACGUAUGUUUCUGGAGCCAAUUUCCUCGGUGAGAUCAUUGAAUGGAUCGGCUAUGCCCUGGCCACUUGGUCCCUCCCAGCACUUGCCUUUGCAUUUUUCUCACUUUGUUUCCUUGGGCUGCGAGCUUUUCACCACCAUAGGUUCUACCUCAAGAUGUUUGAGGACUACCCCAAAUCUCGGAAAGCCCUUAUUCCAUUCAUCUUUUAAAGAAACCAAAUUAAAAAGGAGCAGAGCUCCCACAAUGCUGAUGAAAACUGUCAAGCUGCUGAAACUGUAAUUUUCAUGAUAUAAUAGUCCUUCAUAUAUAUAUAUAUGUAUGUGUAUAUAUAUAAUAGUAGGUCUCCUGGCGUUCUGCCAGCUGGCCUGGGGAUUCUGAGUGGUGUCUGCUUAGAGUUUACUCCUGCCCUUCCAGGGACCCCUAUCCUGAUCUCCAACUAAAGCUUCAAAAAGCCACUUUUUCAAAUGGCGACGGUUGCUUCUUAGCUAUUGCUCUGAGAAAGUACAAACUUCUCCUAUGUCUUUCACUGGACAAUCCAAGUACAUGUGGCUUCAUACCCAUUCCCUGUCAAUGCAGGACAACUCUGUAAUCAAGAAUUUUUUGACUUGAAGGCAGUGCUUAUAGAUCUUAUUAAAGGUAUGCAUUUUGUACAUGUAACAGAGUAGCAGAGAUUUAAACUCUGAAGCCACAAAGACCCAGAGCAAACCCACUCCCAAAUGAAAACCCCAGUCAUGACUUCCUUUUUCUUGGUUAAUUAGGAAAGAUGAGAAAUUAUUAGGUAGACCUUGAAUGCAGGAGCCCUCUCCUCAUAGUGCUGAAAAGAUACUGAUGCAUUGAUCUCAUUUCAAAUUUGUGCAGUGUCUUAGUUGAUGAGUGCCUCUGUUUUCCAGAAGAUUUCACAGUCCCCAGAAAACUGGUAUGGCUAUUCUUGAAGGCCAGGUUUUAAUAACCACAAACAAAAAGACAUGACCCUGGAUGGCUACUGAGAGAGUAGAGAACAACAUGACCCUAGAUGGCUACUAAGAGGAUAGAGAACAGUUUUACAAUAGACAUUGCAAACUCUCAUGCUUUUGGAAACUAGUGGCAAUAUCCAAAUAAUGAGUAGUGUAAAACAAAGAGAAUUAAUGAUGAGGUUACAUGCUGCUUGCCUCCACCAGAUGUCCACAACAAUAUGAAGUACAGCAGAAGCCCCAAGCAACUUUCCUUUCCUGGAGCUUCUUCCUUGUAGUUCUCAGGACCCGUUCAAGGAGGUGUCUCCUAGGGGCAGCUUGAAUGCCUCCCUCAAACGACCUUCAGGCAGAGACUGAAAAUUGCAGGCAGAGGGGCACAUCUGGGCAGAAAACCUGUUUUGUUUGGCUCAGACAUAUAGUUUUUUUUUUUUUUUACAAAGUUUCAAAAACUUAAAAAUCAGGAGAUUCCUUCAUAAAACUCUGGCAUUCUAGUUUCAUUUAAAAAGUUGGAGGAUCUGAGCAUACAGAGCCCACAUUUCCACACCAGAACUGGAACUAAGUAGCUAGUAAGCAUUUGAGUUUGCAAACUCUUGUGAAGGAGUGACCGCAGCUUGAGUGCUGCGAUAUGGACUCUCUAAGGAAGGGGCCAAAUGCUUGUAAUUGGAAUACAUGGAAAUAUUUGUCUUCUCAGGCCUAUGUUUGUGGAAUGCAUUGUCAAUAUUUAGCAAACUGUUUUGAGAAAUGAGCACCAGUGGUACUAAGUACAGAAACUCACUAUAUAAGUGACAUAGGAAACUUGAAAGGUCUGAGGAUGAUGUAGAUUACUGAAAAAUACAAAUUGCAAUCAUAUAAAUAAAUGUUUUUGUUGUUCAUUAAAUACCUUUAAAAUCAUGGAUGUUAAGGAAUUUUGUUUGAAUUAAAAUAUCCUGGGACUUCUGGAGCUUUUCACAAGGUAUUGGGGUGUGCUUCCCUGUACCCCCUGUCCCCCAUUCCCAUUCACCCUGUCUGUGGUCUCGUUUCCUUUCUUCUCUCUUCAUGAAAGUAGGGGCUGUGUGCUGGAAAUAAAGAAGUAUGACUUAUAGAGCCUCUCAGCCACAAUUCAGAACUACAAGGAAGUACAAUAAAGGUGCAGGAAAAUGUCAUGAGGUUAGAUGCCACUCCUGGUGCUGAGGAAUACACAGGGGGAAUGAACACACUUGGUGAAAUAAAUCUUCAGAUGUAGCUUGAGCUCUGUGACAUAAAAGACUUCCAGUUGUCUCCAUGACAUUGAAGACUGCUUUGCUUAAGUCCUUUAUUUUACUACCAUGUAAAACAUCCAGGCCGGUCCUCAAGAUGAAAUAAGUACACGAUAAAUGGCAGUACUCAGUCUCAGGACAAAACUGCCAUUUGGCAAUUUCAUUUUUUGCCACAAGAGGGCGCUUUCUAAAAUAGUAUUUAGUCCAACCUUGACUUAAUUAGGUAAUUAACAUAUUGAGGGGACCCCAGUCCUGUUGCCUGAUGGUGGACCUUUCAAAUUAGUAUGAUCGUGGAACUUCUUAAUCUGAAUAUAGGGUAGGGUAGCAUGAACUCUAUGAAAGCUGAAAACUUCCCUUGAUAAUUCAGGUAUUCUCAGUGUUGUAGGGCCGUUGUGUUCAAUGACAGUUUGUUAUUGUUUAGGGCUAGGAUAAGUAUGUGGAUUAAAUACAGUAAAGGUCUGAACGUGUGCUCAUCUCUAAACAUAUUUCUUCCCACUUUUAAAAAUAGAGUGCAACAAAAUUAUAGUUAAUUGAGGUUUCCAUGGAGUGUUUUUUGGCUAAAAUAAUCUAACAGUGUCCUAGCUCACAAGAUACUCUAUCUUGGUCUUGCUGAAACUUUCACGGAAGAGGCGUUUUCCUGCCAGUCUUGAAGAAAAUGUUGAGUUUUGUUUGUUUUUCAGAAUUUAGACUUAAAGAGCUGAAGCAGACCUCAGACAUCAGCUAUUCCUACCACUUCAUAUUAUAGGUAGUGACACUGAGAACCACAGAGUUAAAAGGCCUCACAGCUGGUACAGAGCUGGUCAGAGCAGCCAUCUCAUUUUGUCCGUUUGAGGGUCAGACGUAUGUUUUUUCUGCUUAAGGCACAGCCUUUAGGGCUGCCAUCUGGAUUUCUACAGAGCUCAUGCAUGAGAAAAAUAGCCAGAGCUUAAGUGCUGUUGCACAAUUCAAUUUAUACACCUAUUGUCCCAUGCCUGUUUGUGUGUGAGGCUUCCCUCGCUCUGUGGAAGCAUCAGGCUCAUGCCCUUUCAUAAACCUAUUUGACAGAAUAGAGAGUUUUCCCUCAUUGUUGUAGUCAAGACAACAUGUGUGUUCAGCAUGGAAAAAGGUUUCAGAUCAUAAACCCCUUAUCCCUAAUGCUUACUUUCAUAAAGAACAACACUGGCUCCACUGUAUUCUAAAAGGAAAAAGGAGCUCUAAUGAGAAAUACGCAAUUAAGCAGCUAUUUAGGCGGCUUAGACCCUUUCAGGAACAAAUAAAUAAAUCCGUGGUUUUACAACCCUGAAGUUUGAUAAUAGCUCUCUUGGAUUUUUGUGGUUACCUCAUGGCAAUCUCACUAAGAAGCAGGGGAGCAAGCUCUUGGCACAUGAAGGAGUAGGCUCAUGAAGAUUCAAUUCCUUUCCCGCUUGGCCUUUUGGUUCUCUAAUAAGCUGUGAGCUGAGGUCCAUGCAGGGAAAACAAGGAGGGUAAUGGCAAAUGUAAAGUGAAUUUUUCUAGAAAAGGAUGCUGAUUAUUUUAUAGCAUCUACACUAUCCUAUGAUGAAAGAAAGAGGCAUAGAGCCAGGUGGCAAUGUGAGUUCUUGGGUGAUUUAGUAAGCCAUCGAGUGGAUUUAAUUUCUAAGUAAGAGAUUUGUUCAUUCUUUGUACAAGUCCAUGGAGUUGUGAUCUUAAAAAGUUCUGUGUUAUUUGCAUUGUGCCUCAUUUCUCCCCAUCAACCUUAGCUUGAGAUUUGGAUGAAUAAAAUAAAUAAUUGGAGAAGGUUAAAGUAUGCACCAA